UAUGUAAGUGCACAAGCUAGCUUGCUGUCUAUCUGUGCCCCAAAACCCUCUGCUAGUAGAAAACUAAAGAGAGAAGAGACCAUGAAGGGAGGAAGGCCAUCGUCGUCGUCACCGGCUUUCGGGCUCUUAUUAGUUCUUGUGGUUGUUCUUGGCAUGGGGGAGGUGAUCAAAAUGGGUGGUGCAGCCCCAAGUGCUGCCCAGUGCCAUGAGGAGAGGGCGCUUGCGGUUACUGCAUGCAUGCCGGUGGUGUUUGGUAAGCUUCCAACGCCACAGUGUUGCGAACGCGCAAGGGUCAGCCAUACUGAAUGCAUAUGCCCUGUCAUCACCCCCAAGGUUGCAGCCACCAUUCACGACAUCAACCGCGCCGUCCGCCUCAUUGAAGGGUGUGGUAGGAGGGUGCCUCGCCACUUCAAGUGUGGGAGCAUCACCACCCCAUGAUAGUUGCGCUCAGGUUGCCUCAACAAUAAUUGCUGCCUUUUCCGGCAACAAAUAAGUUGAAGUUAUAGUUUCCUACGAAUUGGUCUGACAACCUUCUCUCUGUUAGGUUGUAGUAAUAAAGUUAAAUAAACAGAUACCCUGUGUUUUAAUUCAAGAACAUCAUGAUGAUCAAUUGAUGUAAUAUCGUAAUUCUAGUCCGUCGUGUUAUUAGAUUAACAGGCGGUGUUGAAGAAAAACUGUAAAUCUCUAAACAUAAUUUCAC
Prunus mume (Japanese apricot) is the source of this 700-nucleotide messenger RNA. RefSeq lists its product as uncharacterized. NCBI's taxonomy places the organism in Eukaryota, Viridiplantae, Streptophyta, Magnoliopsida, Rosales, Rosaceae. The record is from RefSeq and is a predicted model, not a curated record.